AGAUUUCGACUCUCAAUCGUUUGGGUGUGGAAAUUUCCAAAGGACAUUCGUUUUGACUGGUGAGUUUCGCUUUUGAAUUUGGUAACGUAAUUUCAUACCCAAGCACCUCUCGCACAACAAAAAACGCUGACGAGACCGCGUGCGUAGGCUCGCGAAAGCCAACAAAAUAUAAAUUUAUCACAUAGGGUCAACCAUUUACGCUUCAAUCUCUCACUUUCUCUCUCUCCAACCUCUAUAUAUACCCCUUCAAACCUGUAGUUGCCUCCCACAAAAAUCUCAAAACUUUCCAGAUAUUUCUCUUCCCACUAAAUUGGAUCUUCUAAGCUCUCCUCCCACUCAAUUGCAUCUCAAAUCUACAUUCUUCUGGAAAUUCAGAAAAAAGAAGGAAAAAUUGUUUGGAUCUUUGCGAUUUUUUUUCUUUUUGCUUCAUCAUAAAUUGGAAUGCCAAGAAAAGGAAUGAGGAGCGUAUUCAUGAAAUCUUCAUCUCCAUCACCUUCUAAUUCCCCUUCAAGAAGUAGUACUAUCCCACCUUUAUCACCUCGACACACUUUCUCCGAAUCUCUAAUGGAGGAGAAUAUUGAAAUCGCUCAGUCCCUUAUUACCAAAUGGGAUUCGAAUUCUCAGCUAUCUGAAUUCUCAAACAUCAAUUCUCUCUUCAAUGGCGAUCGGUCCGAGGCUAGACAGUACCUGAACUCCGUUAAGGAUUUGCAAACCGCGAUGCAUUACUUCAUUUCGCAUAAUUCAUCUUCCGAGAACCUAGUCCGAGCUCAGUUUCUGAUGCAGACCGCCAUGAAAAGGUUGGAGAAAGAGUUUUAUCGGAUAUUGUCAACUAAUCGGGAGUCUCUGGAUCCGGAAUCCGUUUCUUCUAGAGGUUCCACAAUUUCCAGCUUGUCCGAUUUCGAAGAGGAUUUGGAAGAUGAGUUACGAACGGCCGGCGAAUCGAUUUCCGAGGUGGAGAGGGUUUCGAUGGCUGCCAUGGCGGAUUUGAAAGCUAUUGCUGAUUGCAUGAUAUCUUCUGGUUAUGGAAAAGAGUGCGUCAAGAUUUACAAGAUAAUUAGGAAAUCCAUUGUCGAUGAGGGACUCUAUCAUCUUGGCGUUGAGAAAUUGAGCCUUAAUCAAGUGCAGAAAAUGGAUUGGAAUGUCCUGGAGCUGAGGAUCAAAAACUGGUUGAACGCUGUUAAAAUCGCCGUUAAAACAUUGUUUUACGGCGAGAGGAUUCUCUGUGACCAUGUUUUCUCGGCUUCGGCUUCCAUUAGAGAAUCUUGCUUCACGGAAAUCACCAAAGAGGGUGCUAUGACCCUGUUUGGAUUCCCGGAAUUGGUUGCCAAGUGCAAGAAAUCUUCGGAGAAAAUGUUCCGCACUCUCGAUUUAUACGAGGCCAUCAUCAAUCUCUGGCCGGAAAUCGAGUCCAUCUUCUCCUACGAAUCGAACUCGGCUCUCCGAACGCAAGCCAUCAAUUCACUUGUCAAACUCGGGGAUGCCGUACGAACUAUGCUAACCGAUUUCGAAUCAUCGAUUCAGAAGGACUCGUCCAAAACCUCGGUCCCGGGAGGUGGGGUCCACCCACUCACACGUUACGUGAUGAACUACAUCACGUUUCUUGGCGAUUACAGCGAGAUUCUCGCUGACAUCAUGGCUGAUUGGCCUCUGACGUUUCAAUCGCCGUUGCCGGAAUCUUACUUCCCGAGCUCCGACGAUGACGGUCCGUUUUCGGCGAUUUCUGUAAGACUCGCUUGGCUCGUCCUCGUUCUCCUCUGCAAACUCGACGGCAAGGCCGAGCUCUACAAGGACGUGGCUCUCUCGUACCUCUUCUUGGCCAACAAUCUCCAAUACGUCGUCAACAAAGUUCAGAGCUCCAACAUCAAAUUCCUCCUUGGCGACAAUUGGGUGGCCAAGCACGAAGAGAAGGUGAAGCAGUACGCUGCGAAUUACGAGCGCAUGGGAUGGAGCAAAGUCUUCUCGUCGUUGCCGGAGAAUCCGAAGGCCGAAAUCUCGCCGGAGCAAGCGAAGAGCUACUUCAAAAAUUUCAACGCCGCGUUCGAAGAAGCUUACAGAAAACAGACAUCGUGGAUCGUACCCGACCCGAAACUCCGAGACGAGCUCAAAAUUUCAGUGGCGAGGAAACUGGUUCCGUUAUACCGAGAGUACUACGAGAACCAUCGGGUCGGACUCAGCAGAGAGUGCGGGUCGGAAUCGUUGGUCAGAUAUGCCCCUGAGAAUCUAAAUAAUUACCUGUCCGAUCUGCUUUACGGUAACGGAGGAGGUGGAAGCAUUUCGUCAUCAUCCUCGUCGUCUUCCUCGCCAUCUCGUUCGCAUGGUCGGCAUGGUCGUUAAGACGUUGUUGUGGUCCCUACCUCGCUUCCAACUCCAAUUACCGGUUUAUACAUGGAAAAAAAUUGGGAUAUUAUUUGGAGCUAUUGAAUAACAACAAAAAUAUAGAGUGUAAAUAAGACGAACUUUAGCACGUGCAUAUAAUUUUUGUUUUUUUUGUUUUUUCCAUACGUGUAUAGCGAUUUGAUACGUAUAGUGAUAGAGGGUACAAAAUACAUAAUAUGUUUUAUUGAUUAAUUUUUCUUUAAUCACUAUUGAAAAAGUUCAUCUUAUUUAUUAUUAUUAUUA
Molecule: messenger RNA, 2619 nt
Organism: Ziziphus jujuba (common jujube)
Lineage: Eukaryota; Viridiplantae; Streptophyta; Magnoliopsida; Rosales; Rhamnaceae
Product: exocyst complex component EXO70H1-like
Exons: 1
Coding region: 442-2334 (630 amino acids)
Biological process (GO): exocytosis
Cellular component (GO): exocyst
Molecular function (GO): phosphatidylinositol-4,5-bisphosphate binding
Source: RefSeq, a predicted model, not a curated record